Molecule: messenger RNA, 225 nt
Organism: Mesorhabditis belari
Lineage: Eukaryota; Metazoa; Nematoda; Chromadorea; Rhabditida; Rhabditidae
Source: the annotation of a GenBank genome assembly
AUGGACGAUCAAUGUGAUCUUUGGGCUGCAGGAAUUGAAAUUCCACUGAAUAUGAUGUUUAUCAACAAAUUCAACUCGAAUAUCGGUGGAGUGAGGAUUUUCGCCGAUGAGGGCGACUGGCUUCGUUGGUGUUACCAUGUGGGAUCGCCGGCAAUUUGCCAACGAGCCGAGAUCAAUCUCCCGAAUGAGUGCCUCAAAAAGGAGAUUCAAGAAGUCAACGACCUC